Vombatus ursinus (common wombat) is the source of this 775-nucleotide messenger RNA. RefSeq names its product zinc finger protein 2-like. The coding region runs from base 1 to 717 and encodes 238 amino acids. Gene Ontology annotation, biological process: regulation of DNA-templated transcription. The record is from RefSeq and is a predicted model, not a curated record. The transcript is spliced from 5 exons. NCBI's taxonomy places the organism in Eukaryota, Metazoa, Chordata, Mammalia, Diprotodontia, Vombatidae.
AUGGCCUUGCGCACCUUCAGCUCUAGCUCCGUGGCGAAGCGGACUACACUACCCAGAGUGCCCCGGGGGCGGGGCUGGAGCCGGUGCUUACUGAGCAGGCGCGUUCGGGAGGGCCGCCGCGGAGGCCUCGGCGAAAGAGUCUGCGCGUCUGGAGUCGUGGCCUGGAGCGCUUUGGGUCUCCCUCUACAUCGCUCUAGUUCCAGACGUAUUCGUUGCUCGGGCCCGGAGCUGGGCCUUCCUGAGAUUUUUGUCUUUCCGUCAGAAGAGCUGGAUAUGGCCACCACUGGCCUCCCUACCAAGUCCCAGGACUCAGUGACGUUCAAGGAUGUGGCUGUGGACUUCACCCGAGACGAGUGGGAGCGACUGAAUACCACUCAGAGGGAUCUGUACAGGGAUGUGAUGCUGGAGAACUAUAGGAACCUGGUCUCUCUGGGACUUGCAGUUUCCAAACCUGAUAUAAUCUUCCAGCUGGAGCAAGGGAAGGAGUUGUGGAUGCUGGAGAGAAAAGUCCUCAGAAGCACCCGUCCAGCAUCGGGAUGUGAACCUCGAGAGCUACCAGAUUGCUUAAGGAGGGGUGAGCUGGCCCAGGCUGGAAGUGGACUAGGCCAGAGCUUGCCUGCCAAGCAGCCCCCAUGCCCGGCCCUCGAGCGGCCCCCGCAAGACUUGGGGACACCGUAUUUGAAUAAUACAAGAUACCGCUGCAUGACUCCUGGUUAAUGCUGGCAGCCGUUUCCAGGUCUUGUCUUCUUUGAUCUCCUUGUCAUAUUUAACAGUU